Molecule: messenger RNA, 4162 nt
Organism: Scaptodrosophila lebanonensis
Lineage: Eukaryota; Metazoa; Arthropoda; Insecta; Diptera; Drosophilidae
Gene: ine
Product: sodium- and chloride-dependent GABA transporter ine
Exons: 10
Coding region: 1079-4024 (981 amino acids)
Biological process (GO): neurotransmitter transport; glial cell growth; transmission of nerve impulse
Cellular component (GO): membrane
Molecular function (GO): osmosensor activity; neurotransmitter:sodium symporter activity
Source: RefSeq, a predicted model, not a curated record
UUACAGCAAAAACACCGCCCUCCUCCCACAACGCAUACACACAGCAUGCCAUGAAAGACAUUGUCUAAUUAAUUAUUUCUGAAUAUCUACAUAUUUAUGUACGUAUUUUUUGCGCUUACUCUGCCAUUUCAAUGACCUUUAAACCCCAGCCAGUGAAGAGUCAGUGGAGCACAUCAAGCCAAACAUACCCGGCGACGAUGUAUCACGAAAAAACUAUGACGUAGCACAACUCCAUAGACUUGUUGUUUGUAUUCCCUCGUUUAUUGUGUCUGCAACUGGCAACAACAAAAUUCGAAAGCUCCACUUCAAACUAUAAAAUGAAAGUUGAGUAAUAAAUGCCAGGUACUACUUGUAUUUGUAUACGCGUAUAUACCCGUACGUAUGCUGGUGUCGCCGAUAAGAUACAAUUUGUAUCUGUCAAGUGAAGUGUGUGCGUAUGUGAAGUAUGGUGUGAAGAGAAGUGCUUUUUAUCUUGACACUGAGAAAAUUGAAAUGGGACCAAAGCUACGUUUGUUUAUUUUCAUUAACAAAUGUCACGAGAAAUCCACAAAUAAAAAUGUGUGUACAUUUGGAAAAUUGAGGACAAUGUUGGCUAGCAUAAAAGAAAGCACUGCUGGUGGCUAAGCAUAAUAAGAAUACAUACAUACUUGUACAUACAAGUAUAUGAAUAGUUGUAUAAUUUUUGAAGACCUAAAAGCUUAGAAGCACAGCAGCAACAAUAGGCAUCACAAUGACAACAAUAUGUUAUUCAAAGUUUUUUAUGUGAUUAAAAAAUGUGACAACCGCAACUAGUAAAGUGAACCCCAGAGCAAACGGCAGCCUCAACAGCAGCCACAAAUUAUGAGCAAUAAAAUGAUAAAUCCGACAACAACCACAUCAAAAACAACAUCUACAAACCAGCGCAAACAGCAACAACAAAAAGAAGCCAACAUGAUUUUAUGAUAUAGCCGGCAAAUAGUACAACUACAAAAAUAACGUUGCUUCGAAAACAAAACUUUGCAACGCAUAGAAACGAAAAAAGAAACAAUAAGAACAGCAUCGUCAAAUAGAAACAUACUCCGAGUGUAUUGUGAACAAAAUGGCGGAGAGUGAAGACACCAGCGGCAGCGCGAAAUUGGCCAAAACCACCUCCUCGCCAACCGCCUUGAACCUUGUAACGAAACGUUCCACUCCAACGCUGGCGCAACUGGGCAGACAGAGCUCUCUGAACCCACGACAAAGCCAGCUCUAUGAUAGCGGAGCCGAGAGCGGAGAUGAGCAGACGCGACUCAUUCGCACACCUUCGACGCGUACGCACAAGUUCAUAAUAAUACCGGCCACGCCCAGCGCGACAACAGGCGAAUCGAUGGGGGCGGCAGCAGGUUCCGGAGGGUUGCCUUUUCGGCAAGCCACAUCGACUACAUCGUUGGGCGCCAUGGCAGCGGCGCUGCAUAAGCAGCCGUCCACAAUGCAGGCGAAACUCAAAUCACGCCCAACAUCGGAAGUGAUACAACCUCUGCAGUUGGCACAGCAUCAACAGUCGCCCCAUACCCUGCCCACAGCAGCCGCAUCCACUACAACGGUUACCUUCACAAUUGAUGAUUGCGACGAGGGUGAGUUAGCAACAGCCCCACCAUCAUUAUCAACAGCAGAAACCACCGCAACGACAGCCUCCAUCGGCUCACAUUUCGCACCCGCCAUCAAGCCCACACCCGCCACACUUUCCUGUGCGACGACCACCACAACAGCUGGCGAUUAUAUGGCCAAUUCACCGAUGAACAUGGCAGCGCGCAUCGGCAGCCGCAGCGGCAGCAUGCGAUCCGUAGUGUCAGCCUAUAGCAAUAGCAAUAUUACCAGUCCAGUCGUCGCUUCCAGCUUACAGACGCAUCACCCCCUCUAUAUGCAACCAGAAGCUACACUUAGCGCAAGCAGUUCCUAUCAAUUUCACGAUUUGGCCGGCAAUCAAAUCUACUCUGAUGUCACGUCCGUGCGUUCUCUGGCAUCGAUUGGUAUUGGCUCGACAGAUGGACGAAAGUUGGUCAUACGACGUGUACCCACCACAGCCAAUGAGCUAUUCGACAUGGUCAAUCCGCAGACUCCGCCGCCCCUCGGUCUCGAUGACGAUGACAGCUAUAUGGACAUGUCGGACGAGGCUGCCAAUUUAAAACCACGCCAGCAGCAUUGGGCAAAUAAAAUGCAAUUCGUCUUGGCCUGCAUCGGUUAUUCAGUGGGUCUGGGCAAUGUCUGGCGAUUUCCCUACAUGUGCUACAAAAGUGGUGGUGGUGUUUUUCUAGUACCUUAUUGCAUAAUACUUUUCAUAUGCAGCAUACCAUUGCUUUUUAUGGAACUAUCUGUGGGACAGUACACUGGACGAGGUCCCAUUGGCGCCCUGGGUCAGCUAUGCCCAUUAUUUAAGGGAGCUGGACUGGCCAGUGUAGUUGUCUCGUUUCUCAUGUCCACCUACUAUAGCGUCAUUAUAGGUUAUUCAAUUUACUAUUUCUUCACAUCGUUCAAAACGGACAUGCCCUGGAUUGAUUGCAACAACAGAUGGAACACGCCGGACUGUUGGGUCCCACAGCCUCGAGGGAACAAUGCUAGUGCGCCGGACACGUCACGCACCCCAUCCGAGGAGUUUUUUGAAAAUAAAGUGCUGCAGAUAAGCCCGGGUCUUGAGUUUCCUGGCCAGAUGCGUUGGGAGCUUUUCGCCUGCCUGAUAUGUGCCUGGUUAAUGGUCUAUUUUGCCACUUGGAAGUCAAUUAAAUCCUCGGCAAAGGUGCGAUAUUUCACAGCCACCUUUCCUUUUGUGCUCAUCAUCAUACUCAUGGGUCGCGCAGUGACAUUGGAUGGCGCUGCCGAAGGCCUGCGAUUCUUCUUCCGACCCAACUGGUCAGAGCUAAAAAAUGCCAAUGUCUGGAUCAAUGCUGCAUCCCAGAACUUCAAUUCUCUUGGCAUCACCUUCGGAUCGAUGAUCUCUUUUGCCAGCUACAACAAGUACAACAACAAUAUUCUUCGAGACACGGUGGCGGUGAGCGCAGUUAACAUGAUCACCAGCUUACUUGUGGGAAUAUUUGCAUUCUCGACUCUGGGAAAUCUUGCUCUGGAGCAAAAUACAAAUGUGCGCGAUGUGAUUGGUGAUGGGCCGGGCAUGAUUUUCGUUGUCUAUCCACAAGCCAUGGCCAAGAUGCCAUAUGCACAGCUUUGGGCAGUAAUGUUCUUCUUUAUGCUCUUGUGUUUAGGCCUUAAUUCGCAGUUUGCCAUAGUCGAAGUUGUGGUCACCUCCAUACAAGAUGGUUUUCCGCGCUGGAUCAAACGUCAUUUGGGCUAUCAUGAAAUCGUAGUUCUCUUUGUCUGCGUUAUCUCGUGUCUCUUUGGUCUGCCAAAUAUCAUACAGGGAGGCAUAUACUAUUUCCAGCUAAUGGACCACUACGCCGCCUCUGUCACAAUUAUGUUUCUCGCUUUCUGUCAGAUGAUAGCUAUUGCCUGGUUCUAUGGCACUGACCGAUUGUCGAAGAAUGUUAAACAAAUGACCGGAAAGGCACCCUCCUUCUACCUGAAGUCCUGCUGGUUAGUGCUGGGGCCCUGUUUACUCUUCGCAAUUUGGGUGUUGAGUUUGAUAAACUACCAUGAACCUACGUACCACAAUGGUCGCUACACAUACCCUGAUUGGGCUUAUGGCAUUGGGUGGAUGUUUGCAUCAUUAUCCUUAAUAUGCAUACCAGGUUAUGGACUAAUCAAUUUUGCUCGGGCGAGCGGCAACACUUUCUGGGAGCGCGUCAAGAACGCUCUGCGUCCGAAUAUUUACGAAUGCAAAAUCUGCGGUGAGCAUCACUGCGAACACGAUUAUCACGAACAGGAGCAAUACAUGCUGACGCAGGAGCUUGCGCAGAUGUACAAGCCAAAGUCUACGCACCUGCAGCUCAGUCAGAAAUCAGGUUACAAUCCCAUGCAUGCUGCCAAGGCUGCCGAGCACGGAUUACACACGGAAUACACAUAUCAGUCGAAGCACGAAUCACAGCUAGCUGCAGAGCAGCAGAAAGCGGUUUAAAGUGCAAUUAUUGCUCGUGCACAGAUAGUUUUUAGUUUCGGUUCAAAUGCAAAAUUUUAAUUUUUAAUUAAUAAUUUGUUGUAAUAUGCGAGCAAUUAUAACACAAUUUCAAUAAAUAAUAAUACAAAUAAUUUUAAA